GUUUGCCUCUAUAUCAAAAUGAUAUUAAUCUACUUGGGAAUAAUUAUAAUUUUAGUGUACGUAUGGCUUAAAAUACGUUUUACGUAUUGGAAACGUAAAAAGGUUCCAUAUUUGGAACCAGAAAUUCCGUACGGUAAUUUAAAGGGUGUUGGAAGUAAAGUAAUGAUUGGUGAAAGAUUUCGAGAACUAUAUAAAGCUGGAAAGAAAUUAAAUCAUCCGUUUGUUGGAAUUUAUAUGCUUAUAAGUCCAAGUGCUUUAAUAAUAGAUUUAGAUUUAAUGAAAAAAAUGUACAUAAAAGAUUUUCAAUAUUUUCAUGAUCGAGAUAUUUAUCACAAUGAAGAAGACGAUCCGUUAUCUGCUCAUUUGUUGAGUCUUACGGGAGUGAAAUGGAGAAAUUUAAGGCCAAAAUUUUCACCAACUUUUACUUCUGGAAAAAUGAAAUUUAUGUUUACAACAGUGCUCAAAGUGGGCGAGAAAUUAGUAGAAUUUUUAGAAGAAUCAAUACAAAACAGCAAAAGCGAUAGAGCAGAAUUGCAAAUGAAAGAGGUAUUUUCUCGUUUUACAACAGAUGUGAUAGGUACUUGCGCCUUUGGUAUUGAAUGUAAUAGUUUAAAAGAUCCAAAUGGUGAAUUCAGAAGAUAUGGAAGAAAAAUUAUUGAAGAACCAAGACAUGGUGUGUUAAUGAGAUUAUUUGCAACCUUUUUUCCAAAUUUAUGUAGAAAAUUGCAUAUUAAAUCAGAAAGAGAUGAUGUCAGUGAAUUUUUUAUAACUGCGUUAGAAAAAACAAUCGAAUAUCGCGAAAAGAAUAAUGUUAAACGCAAUGAUUUUUUGGAUAUGAUGAUAGAGUUAAAAAAUUCGCCAAAUGAAGAUGAGCGUGUAACAUUUAAUGAAAUUGCAGCUCAAGCAUAUAUAUUUUUCUUCGCGGGUUUUGAAACAGCAUCAACUACUCUAGGUUUCUGUGUUUAUGAAUUAGCAAAAAAUCCUGAAAUUCAACAGAAAUGUAGAGAAGAAAUUGAAAACGUUUAUCGCAAGCAUGGCGAAAAAUGGACUUAUGAAGGAGUUAUGGAAUUACAUUAUAUGCAUAGAGUUGUUGACGAAACACUCCGAAAAUAUCCUCCAGUUCCAAUAAAUUUAAGAGAAGUUGCAAGUGAUUAUCUGGUAACAGAAACAAAUGAUGUGAUUGAAAAAGGUCAGAGAGCCAUAGUUCCAGUGUAUGGAAUACAUCAUGAUGAAGAAUAUUAUCCUGAUCCAGAAAAAUUUGAUCCUGAUAGAUUUUUACCAGAAAAUAUUGCAAAACGUCCUCAAUUUACAUACUUACCAUUUGGAGAAGGACCUAGAAAUUGUAUUGGAAAACGAUUUGGUUUAAUGCAAACUUAUAUUGGUUUGGCAUCUAUUUUAGGAAAAUUCAAAAUUACUACGAGUGAUAAAACAUUGCCAUCGAUUUCAUCAUUUCUACCACAAGCAUUUAUCUUAGGUCCUAAGGAACCAGUUUAUUUAAAUGUGGAAUAUUAUAAAAAAUAA
Molecule: messenger RNA, 1521 nt
Organism: Condylostylus longicornis
Lineage: Eukaryota; Metazoa; Arthropoda; Insecta; Diptera; Dolichopodidae
Product: cytochrome P450 6A1-like
Exons: 1
Coding region: 19-1521 (500 amino acids)
Molecular function (GO): iron ion binding; oxidoreductase activity, acting on paired donors, with incorporation or reduction of molecular oxygen; monooxygenase activity
Source: RefSeq, a predicted model, not a curated record